AUGGCUCCCCAACGCAACGAUAAGGUCGCCAAGUCACCAGUCAACCUCGACCACAUCGCGCAGGCGGCAUUACUGCUCCGGCUGCCUACGGAGGUCAAAAAUAAAAUCAUCUUCCUCGUAUGCAUCGACACCAAGAUGGAUUACCGCCGGAAGCGACAAGCGCGCAGGCUCGUCGGUCUACCUCCGCCUCCAGUCCUGCGUCGAAAGCGACAAGUGCGCGGGCUUAAAGGCAUGCCCACGGCUCCGUUUCUCAUGACAUGCAAGCAGCUAUAUGCAGAAUCUGUCAAGCUAUUCUACGCACGUGCCACUUUCAACUUCGCCAAUAUGACCAGACUCCAUUUCUGGCUCGAUGUCGUCAAACGCGCCAGGUUGAAGCAUGCUAAGCAUGUCUUCUUGGAGGGACAUCCUGUCUUUCCCGAGGCUUUGCUUGGCGAAAAGGCCGAGAAAGGUCUGCUGGUGAGUUUCAAAUGA
Molecule: messenger RNA, 471 nt
Organism: Ramularia collo-cygni
Lineage: Eukaryota; Fungi; Ascomycota; Dothideomycetes; Mycosphaerellales; Mycosphaerellaceae
Exons: 2
Coding region: 1-471 (156 amino acids)
Source: RefSeq, a predicted model, not a curated record